CCCAAGCUAAGCUUCUAAACUCGCAAAGCUUCCUCACCUUCAAUCCUCUCUUCCUUCCUCCUUCCAAUAAGGGGAACAACCAUGCUGGAGUUGAGAAACCUUCUCUCUCACCCACCUUUUUGAACCAAUUGUCUUCUCAAGUGGCGUUGCAUGCGCAUUGGCCUGCAAAAGUGCUGAAUACCAUUUCUCAGUUCUCACCAUGUUGUACUCCCUGAUAUGCGGCCAUGAACUCCAAUUACUAACGAAACACAAAAGCAAACAAUAGGUUUACGAAACUAUCCCGGUCAUAACCUUCCACCAAAUUCCCUCGCUUCUCGCACUAUGGGCCGCUCAUUUGUCGAUGUCAUGAGAUUUAAUCACAAUCCAAUCUCGAAUAAACGCCUCUUUUUAAUCUCCACGGAACAACCCUCCCUCCAUAGAUUCACCAGCUCCAUAGCUUCUGCCCACUUCUUGGGUCUGUGAGCUUGUGGCCAUCCAAUUUCUAGCCGAAGGAAACAUUGGUAGCCAAUUUCUACGUUCAAACAUGAAGUCAGAAGCAGUAGCCUCCACCAGCUCCACAGCACCUCAGAAGAAAGAGUGGUCCCUUGUCAGUUGGGCGAGCUGCAUCCUGGGGCCACCCAAGAAGGAGAAGCCUGAGAAGGCGAAGCCCAUUGGGCCUCCGAAGGCAUCUCGGAUGCUGUCGGCUGGGCCGAGAACCCCGGAGUUGGAGAGGGUCUUCCGCUACUUUGACAGCAACGACGAUGGCAACAUUUCCCCGGCGGAACUCCAGAGAUGCAUGCGGACGAUCGGUGAAGAGCUCUCACUGGAGGAUGCGGCGGCCCUCGUGGAGUCCACCGAUUCCGAUGGUGAUGGGCUGUUGGGCUUCGACGAUUUUGUCAAGUUGUUGGGCCCUGAGGGAGAGGAGGAGAAAGGGAGGCAUUUGAGGGAGGCUUUCCGGGUGUACGAGAUGGACGACCAGGAGUGCAUCACACCCACCAGCCUCAAGAGGGCACUUGGCAAGCUUGGAGUGUCCAAAACAAUCGAGGACUGCAUGAUCAUGAUUCAUCGGUUUGAUAUCAAUGGGGAUGGUGUGAUCAGCUUUGAUGAGUUCAGGAUCAUGAUGCUAUGACCGCAAGGCCAUGGUCUUGUUCCAAGGCACCCAAGCUGGUACAUAUGUGCAUGUCGUGUGGUCUGUGGACUGGUGACGUAGCACUGCACCUACCAUGGUAAUUACUCCGGACUCGUCUGGUUCGUAGAAGAAUUUUAUCGUAUCAGAAUAUUUUUCCUUGAGAAGCUAAUGCCUAGUUAUAUAAUUUCU
Elaeis guineensis (African oil palm) is the source of this 1297-nucleotide messenger RNA. RefSeq names its product putative calcium-binding protein CML19. NCBI's taxonomy places the organism in Eukaryota, Viridiplantae, Streptophyta, Magnoliopsida, Arecales, Arecaceae. The record is from RefSeq and is a predicted model, not a curated record. Gene Ontology annotation, molecular function: calcium ion binding.